Molecule: messenger RNA, 915 nt
Organism: Brugia malayi
Lineage: Eukaryota; Metazoa; Nematoda; Chromadorea; Rhabditida; Onchocercidae
Gene: Bma-sox-3
Product: HMG box family protein
Exons: 5
Coding region: 1-915 (304 amino acids)
Biological process (GO): anatomical structure morphogenesis; regulation of DNA-templated transcription; cell differentiation
Molecular function (GO): DNA-binding transcription factor activity, RNA polymerase II-specific; RNA polymerase II cis-regulatory region sequence-specific DNA binding
Source: RefSeq, a predicted model, not a curated record
AUGACCGAAUUAACCAUGCUUUAUCCGUCAAUUGUAACAGCACCAUCAGCAUCAACUAUUCCGGUCAAUGUAUCAGGAACAGGAAUUGCUGCAACUCAUAAAUUACAUAAUAGUCAACGAGAUGAUGAAUUACUGGAUGAUGAUGAUGAUAUUGGUUCCGUAUCAUCAGAUGGCGGUCGUUCAUCAGCUACUAGUCAUGCAAUAAGCCUUAGCUCUGGCAAAAUGUCAAUGGAAUCACAUGUAAAACGGCCAAUGAAUGCUUUUAUGGUUUGGUCUAGAGGUCAACGACGAAAAAUGGCACAAGAUAAUCCUAAAAUGCAUAAUAGCGAAAUUAGCAAACGUUUGGGUGCGGAAUGGAAGCAACUUUGUGAUGCAGAAAAAAGGCCGUUUAUAGAUGAAGCAAAACGUUUACGUGCAUUACAUAUGAAAGAACAUCCGGAUUAUAAGUACCGGCCACGGCGAAAACCGAAAAGUGUGACAAAGACAAAAGAAAAAUACCGGUUUACAUUACCAUUUACUGCUUUUCCGGCAACAAAUUUGCUAAGCCAACAAACAAUAUCACGGGCAACACCAUUUUACCCAUCAAUGAAUCCACUUGAUAUGGCAGCUAAGAUUGCCGCUGAUAGUGCGGCAUUAUCAAAAGCUACCGAAUUCCCCUACUAUCCACCAUUUUUUCAUCCUACCACACCAGCCAACACAACAGCUGGCUUAAUGCCUACAUAUAAUCCAUAUGAUUUACAACGAAAUGUAUUAGCUGCAUAUGCAAUGAAAACAAAUGUUAUGGCGCAUGCAGCUGCAGCUGCAGUUGCAGUACAAUCACCUGUAGCAAAUAAUAGCAAUAAUAGUAGCAAUGGCAGUAGUAAUGCAUGUUGUACUACAACAACAGCUUUAACACAAGCUGCAUCAGCCGUAUAA